AUGUUCUCCUUUCCAGAGGGCUUCUUCAUCUACCUGAAGAGCAACGAGGCCAACCCGGGGGACAUGGCCCACCUGCUCAGCCCCACCUGUGCCUCUAAAGGGCCCUGUUGCUUCCACUUCUCGUACCACAUGUAUGGUGUGGCCCGCACCAUGGCCCUCCAUGUUUACGUGGUCCUUGAUGGAGGAUCUCCCGAGUUAGUCUGGUCUGAGACGGGGAACCAGGGAGACCGGUGGAAGAAAGCUGAAGUCUCCAUCGCUCACACAGGAAGGCUGCAGAUAAUCCUGGAAGGUGUGCGGGGAGAAGACUUCCGCAGCGAUGUGGCCGUGGAUGACAUUUACAUGACACGUGGAUACUGCCCAGAAUCCUGCGUGGUGUCGGGGGACCCCCACUACUACACCUUUGACCAGCAAGCCCACCACUUCAUGGGCAACUGCACCUACACGCUCUCCCAGCCCUGUGGCCCUGACAGCCUUCUCCUGCCCAUGUUCAAUGUGGAGGCCACCAACGAACACCGAGGGGGCAACACGCAGGUCUCCUACAUCAAGAGCGUGGAUGUGGAUGUCCAAGGCCUCCGGAUCACAUUGGAGAAGGGGGGGACCGUGAAGGUCAAUGGGGAGGAAUGCGAUGUCCCUUCUGACCUUGCGCCAUUUGUGAGAAUCUUCCGCAGCGGCUUUUACAUCGUAGUGUCCACAGUCUUUGGGCUGAGAGUCAGGUUUGAUGGAGACCAUCAGGUGGAAGUGACUCUCCCAAGCAUCUACAGGGGCAAGGUGUGUGGCUUGUGUGGCAACUACAACGGCAACCCCGAUGAUGACUUCCUGAACCCUCGUGGGGAACUAGAGCCAGACUCCACCAGCCUGGGAAACAGCUGGCUGGUUGGCAACCUCACAGAUUGUUCCCCAGGGUCCAGUCCUGUCUGCACAGAGGAUGAGAUCAAAGAAGCUCAGAGCAGCCACUCCUGUGGCCUCAUCACAGACGUAACUGGGCCCUUCCGGCAUUGCCACAGCACCCUGAACCCAACGGUCCACUUUGAUGGCUGCGUCUAUGACCAGUGCGCUCUGCCCCAAGACCCGGGCUCCCUUUGCAGGAACCUCCAGUCCUAUGCGGACGCCUGCCAGUCCCACGGUGUCCACAUCGACCCAUGGAGGAAUGCCACCUUCUGCCCCGUCUCCUGCCCUCCCAACAGCCACUACGAGUCCUGUGCCAUCGCUUGCCCCGGGACCUGCGUGGACCCACGUGCUCCUGCCGCCUGCAGCCUCCCAUGCACCGAGGCCUGCGCCUGCGACAGCGGCUUCCUGCUCCACGGAAACGGCGCAUGCGUUCCCAGCCACCAGUGCGGAUGCUGGGAGCAGGGCAAGCACUACCCGGAGGGCUCCGAAUUCUGGACGGACGACACCUGCUCCUCCAAGUGCGUGUGUCCCCAGCGAGGUGGACGCCUGGACUGCCUCAGCGCCCGCUGCCCGGCAGACCAUUUCUGUGGGGUCCAGGAUGCGGUCCCUGGCUGCUACCCCCACACCUUUGGGGUCUGCUAUGCCUAUGGGGACCCCCAUUACUACACCUUUGACAAGGCCAUGCACCACUUCAUGGGCAACUGCACCUACACGCUGGCCAAGGUCUGUGCCAACCCCGCAGGGCUGCCGUUCUUCAACGUCGAGGCCAAGAAUGAGUACCGAUGGGGAAACCCCUCCGUGUCCUACGUCCAGAGAGUCGUGGUGGAUGUUUACGGGGAGCGGGUUGAAAUAGUGAAAAAUGAGCACAGCCACGUGCUGGUGAACAAAGUCCGAAUGACCCUCCCGGUGCAUCGACUGGACGGUUCCAUCCGUGUGGAGAACAGUGGGCGCUACGUGAGGCUGGACACAAAUUUCAGCUUGUCAGUCUCCUUUGACACUGGUCACACGGUGGAAAUCCGGUUGCCCACUGCCUACUCCAACCAGACCUGCGGCAUGUGUGGCAACUUCAACGGUCACCCGCAGGAUGAUCAAAUGAUGCCCAACGGACAGCAAGCGUCCAGUUCCACUGAAUUGGGAAACAGCUGGCAGGUCCCCAACUCAGAGCAUGACGAGCCUUCUUGUGGCGCUCCCACAGAGGAUCUCCCCCCUUGUGCUCCGGAAGCGGAAGCCCUUUAUGCCUCGGAGGCCUUCUGCGGUCUGAUGACCAGUGUCCAGGGGCCUUGGGCCCCCUGCCUGCCUGUGGUCAGCCCUGGGACAUUCUUUGAGAGCUGCGUCUUCGACCUGUGUGCCUCGGGAGGAGGCCAGCAGCUCCUCUGUGGUGCCCUGGAAGCCUAUGCAGAUGCCUGCCAACGAGCCGGAGUGAACAUUGCCACGUGGAGAAAUGCCACCUUCUGCCCCCUCCCAUGUCCCCCCAACAGCCACUACAAUCCAUGCGCCAGCUCUUGCCCGGCCACCUGCUCCGAUCCAGGAUCCGCGGAGAACUGCAGCCGGCCCUGCGUGGAGGGAUGUGAGUGCGAGGGAGGCUUCCUUCUCAGUGGAGGAAAAUGCGUGCCAAGAGCAGACUGCGGUUGUUUCUUGGAAGGAAGAUAUUUUGAGAAAGGAGAGGCUUUCUGGCAACCAGACUGCGUCAGCCACUGCAUCUGUGCGGAGAAUGGCAACCUGGUCUGCAACCCAAAAUCGUGUCCAGAAGGACAGCUCUGCAAAGUGCAGGACGGGGCACUAGGGUGCCAUGUGCCGGAGAAAGCCACCUGCCACAUCUAUGGCGACCCCCACUACGUCACCUUCGAUGGGAGGCUCUACCACUUCCAGGGGGGCUGCAACUACACGGCCGUCAAGCUGUGCUCCAACGCCUCUGAGCCAUUCUCCAUCACGACCCGCAAUGAAGACCGGGGCAGCAGCACUUGGACAGCUCUCAACUCCGUGGCCGUCUCCUUCCGGAACCUGCACGUCACCCUCAGGAAGAACAAGGAGGUCUAUGUGAACGGAGCAAAAGUGGCACUUCCGGCCGACCUAGCCCAUGGUCUCCGGGUGGAGGAAAGCCCUCCCCACGUGGUCCUCAGGGGCCCCUUGGGCUUCAUGGCCAAGUUUGAUGGGGACCAGGAGCUGCUCGUCCAGGUGGAUGAGAGGUACAAGGGGCAGCUGUGCGGACUCUGCGGCACCUUCUCUGGCAGCCAGCUGGACGACUUCCUAAAGCCAGACGGAAGCCUGGAACAUGACCCCAAUGUCUUUGGUAACAGCUGGAGAGUACCGGACGCUGACUGGACGUGUGACUCCUCCCCAGUGGUCCCCCCACCCUGUGACCCCAUAAAGGAGGUGGCCUUUCAGAGCCUGUGCAAUGUCCUCCUGGCCAGGGACGGCCCCUUUGCCUUGUGCCACGGGAACAUCCCUCCCCAGCUCUACUUUGAGACCUGCGUCUAUGACCAGUGUGCUACCGGCGGAGACAGCGGCCAGUUCUGCAAGAGCCUGGAAGCCUAUGCUGCGGCCUGUGAACAGGCGGAGGUGGCCCUUGGCGAAUGGAGGAAGGGGACCUCCUGUGAUUCCUCCACUUCCUGUGACUUCUCCUGCUCCUUUGACGCGGACUUCUGCUCCUGGAUGCAGUCGGACACUGAAAGCUUUGACUGGACACGGCACAAGGGCCCUACCUCCUCCUCGACCACAGGACCAUCAUUUGACCACACCACGGGAGAGGGCUUCUUCAUCUACCUGAAGAGCAACGAGGCCAACCGGGGGGACGUGGCCCACCUGCUCAGCCCCACCUGUGCCUCUAAUGGGCCUCGCUGCUUCCGCUUCUGGUACCACAUGUAUGGUGUGGCUCGCACCAUGGCCCUCCAUGUUUACGUGGUCCUUGAUGGAGGAUCUCCCGAGUUAGUCUGGUCUGAGACGGGGAACCACGGAGACCGGUGGAAGAAAGCAGAAGUCUCCAUCGCUCACACCGGAAGGCUGCAGAUAAUCCUGGAAGGUGUGCGGGGAGAAGACUUCCGCAGUGACGUGGCUGUGGACGACAUUUAUGUGACAGACGGAUACUGCCCAGGACAUGUGAUUACCACCACUGCCAGCACAACCACGAGUGCAGGUCCUCCAACUUCUGAGUCCUGCGUGGUGUCGGGGGACCCCCACUACUACACCUUUGACCAGCAAGCCCACCACUUCAUGGGCAACUGCACCUACACGCUCUCCCAGCCCUGUGGCCCUGACAGCCUCCUCCUGCCCAUGUUCAAUGUGGAGGCCACCAACGAACACCGAGGGGGCAACACACAGGUCUCCUACAUCAAGAGCGUGGAUGUGGAUGUCCAAGGCAUCCGGAUCACAUUGGAGAAGGGGGGGACCGUGAAGGUCAAUGGGAAGGAAAGCGAUGUCCCCUCUGACCUUGCGCCAUUUGUGAAAAUCUUCCGCAGCGGCUUUUACAUCAUAGUGUCCACAGUCUUUGGGCUGAGAGUCAGGUUUGAUGGAGACCAUCAGGUGGAAGUGACUCUCCCAAGCAUCUACAGGGGCAAGGUGUGUGGCUUGUGUGGCAACUACAAUGGUAACCCCGAUGAUGACUUCCUGAACCCUCGUGGGGAACUAGAACCGGACUCCACCAGCCUGGGAAACAGCUGGCUAGUUGGCAACCUCACAGUUUGUUCCUCAGGGUCCAGUCCUGUCUGCACAGAGGAUGAGAUCAAAGAAGCUCAGAGCAGCCGCUUCUGUGGCCUCAUCACAGACGUAACUGGGCCCUUCAGGCAUUGCCACAGCACCCUGAACCCAACGGUCCACUUCGAUGGCUGCGUCUAUGACCAGUGCGCUCUGCCCCAAGACCCGGGCUCCCUUUGCAGGAACCUCCAGUCCUAUGCGGACGCCUGCCAGUCCCACGGUGUCCACAUUGACCCAUGGAGGAAUGCCACCUUCUGCCCCGUCUCCUGCCCUCCCAACAGCCACUACGAGUCCUGUGCCAUCGCUUGCCCCGGGACCUGCGUGGACCCACGUGCUCCUGCCGCCUGCAGCCUCCCAUGCACCGAGGCCUGCGCCUGCGACAGCGGCUUCCUGCUCCACGGAAACGGCGCAUGCGUUCCCAGCCACCAGUGCGGAUGCUGGGAGCAGGGCAAGCACUACCCGGUGGGCUCCGAAUUCUGGACGGACGACACCUGCUCCUCCAAGUGCGUGUGUCCCCAGCGAGGAGGACGCCUGGAGUGCCUCAGCGCCCGCUGCCCGGCAGACCAUUUCUGUGGGGUCCAGAAUGCGGUCCCUGGCUGCUACCCCCACACCUUUGGGGUCUGCUAUGCCUAUGGGGACCCCCAUUACUACACCUUUGACAAGGCCAUGCACCACUUCAUGGGCAACUGCACCUACACGCUGGCCAAGGUCUGUGCCAACCCCGCAGGGCUGCCGUUCUUCAACGUCGAGGCCAAGAAUGAGUACCGAUGGGGAAACCCCUCCGUGUCCUACGUCCAGAGAGUCGUGGUGGAUGUUUACGGGGAGCGGGUUGAAAUAGUGAAAAAUGAGCGCAGCCACGUGCUGGUGAACAAGGUCCGAAUGACCCUUCCAGUGGAGCGACUGGACGGUUCCAUCCGUGUGGAGAACAGUGGGCGCUACGUGAGGCUGGACACAAAUUUCAGCUUGUCAGUCUCCUUUGACACUGAUCACACGGUGGAAAUCCGGUUGCCCACUGCCUACUCCAACCAGACCUGCGGCAUGUGUGGCAACUUCAACGGGCACACGCAGGAUGAUCAAAUGAUGCCCAACGGACAGCAAGCGUCCAGUUCCACUGAAUUGGGAAACAGCUGGCAGGUCCCCAACUCAGAGCAUGACGAGCCUUCUUGUGGCGCUCCCACAGAGGAUCUCCCCCCUUGUGCUCCAGAAGCGGAAGCCCUUUAUGCCUCGGAGGCCUUCUGCGGUCUGAUGACCAGUGUCCAGGGGCCUUGGUCAGCCUGCCUGCCUGUGGUCAGCCCUGGGACAUUCUUUGAGAGCUGCGUCUUCGACCUGUGUGCCUCGGGAGGAGGCCAGCAGCUCCUCUGUGGUGCCCUGGAAGCCUAUGCAGAUGCCUGCCAACGAGCCGGAGUGAACAUCGCCACGUGGAGAAAUGCCACCUUCUGCCCUCUGGAUUGUCCUCCCAACACACACUAUGACCCAUGCGCUUCCGGCUGCCCUGCCACCUGCCUCAACCCCCAGGCCCCCAACAACUGCACUCAGCCCUGCGUUGAAGGAUGCGCUUGCAAGGCCGGUUUGGUGCUCAGUGGCGGAGACUGUGUGCCCGUAUCCAAAUGCGGUUGCACCUAUGCAGGACAGUACUAUGCCGAAGGAGAGGGCUUUGUGACCGAGGAGUGCAGCAGUCAUUGCGUGUGCCAAGGGAAUGGCAGCAUCCUCUGCAUGUCCAUGUCCUGCGGCCCAGAGGAGGCCUGCAAGGUCCAGGGGGGCCUGAGGGGCUGCUACCCGGCCAGCAGGGCCACGUGCCACGUCUACGGAGACCCCCACUACGACACCUUCGACGGGCACCUCCACCACUUCCAAGGAGCCUGCAACUACACCUUGGUGCAGAGCUGCAACAAUGACACCGGGGCUGCGUUCAGCAUCACCGCCCGGAACGAGCACCGGGGAAGCCCACACUGGACGGCCCUCAACUCGGUGGCCAUCACCCUGGAAGGCCUGCACAUUGCCCUCCGGAAGGGCAAGGCCGUUUAUAUCAAUGGUGUUUUGGCCAAACCGGCGACAAUCCAUCUCCCCGAUGCCACCAUUGACUACGUUGGGUUCUAUGUGCGUGUCACCACAAACAUUGGGGUGCACAUUCAGUUCGACGGGGACCAGGACCUCCUGAUCGAUGUCACGGAGAACCACCGAGGGAAGGUCUGCGGCCUCUGCGGGACCUACACCGGGGACCCCCAGGAUGACUUCUCCACCCCCAACGGGACCAUCGUGGAGGACCUCGCUGCCUUCGGAAACAGCUGGAGGGUCCCCGAUGACCAGUGGCCGUGCGACUCCACGGUCCCUGAUCCACAGCCUUGCCCUCCAUCAGAGCAGCAAGGGGCGGUUGCGCAAUGCCAGGUCCUCCUUACUGUCGGCGGUCCUUUCUCGGCCUGCCACCCUGUUGUCUCUCCGUGGUCGUAUUUUGUCAGCUGCACCCACGACCUUUGCGCCACCGAAGGAAGCGAUGCCCAGCUGUGCCACCUGCUCCACUCUUAUGCGGCUGCUUGUCGGGCGGCCAGAGUAACGCUGGCGGACUGGGAGGCAGGGACGGUCUGCGAAUCCUGCUUCUUCAACUGCACUUUUGACAAAGACUUUUGUGAAUGGCAGCAGUCUGGGGAGGAUGACUUUGACUGGCGCCGCACCACCCAUUGCCUGAAUGAUGGCUUGGACGGGAGCAACAGGACGUGCAACUCCUCAGGAAACUACUACAUCUUUGCCGACAGCGCCUUUUCCCGCACAGGGGAGCGGGCUCAGCUGAUGAGCCCCGAGUGCGAAGCCCGUGGCCCCUCUUGCUUCCGCUUCUGGUUCCGCAUGGAAGGGGCCUCCGAGGAGGAGUCCCUGAGGGUCUACCUGGUCCAGGAAGUGGAGCGCGAGCCCCUCCUGGUCUGGCUCUUGGCUGGAAACAAGGGCGGGGCUUGGCUGCGGGCGGAGCUGGACCUACACCUCUCCGGCAGGUUCCAGAUCCUCCUGGAAGGCAGGACAGGGCCAGGCAACCAAACCAGGCUGGAUGUGGACGACGUCUCCCUUGAACCCGGUUGCUGCCUGGGGGAGGCCCCUACUCCUGAGGAGACCACACCUUCAGGCCCACCUCCUCCAGCUGAAGACACAACCACAACCUCUCCCAUCCUCCCAGGUGGAACCCCAUCACAACCUCCAGAGAAGACAACCACAAGUAAGUCAACAAGUAACGAGAUGUGGGAUGAACAAGUGGGAAGGGGGUCUGGAGGCCCAGAGAAUAAGGUUAGCCUUCUUUCCUCUCAAGGCCCACCUCCUCGGACUUACCACACAACCACAUCUUCACCCAUCCUCCCAGGUGCAACCCCAUCACAACCUCCAGAGAAGACAACCACAAGUAAGUCAACAAGUAACGAGAUGUGGGAUGAACAAGUGGGAAGGGGGUCUGGAGGCCCAGAGAAUAAGGUUAGCCUUCUUUCCUCUCAAGGCCCACCUCCUCGGACUUACCACACAACCACAUCUUCACCCAUCCUCCCAGGUGCAACCCCAUCACAACCUCCAGAGAAGACAACCACAAGUAAGUCAACAAGUAACGAGAUGUGGGAUGAACAAGUGGGAAGGGGGUCUGGAGGCCCAGAGAAUAAGGUUAGCCUUCUUUCCUCUCAAGGCCCACCUCCUCGGACUUACCACACAACCACAUCUUCACCCAUCCUCCCAGGUGCAACCCCAUCACAACCUCCAGAGAAGACAACCACAAGUAAGUCAAUGAGGAACAAGAUGUGGGAUGUACAAAUGGGAAGGGGGUCUGGAGGCCCAGAGAAUAAUGUUAGCCUUAUUUCCUCUCAAGGCCCACCUCCUUGGACUUACCACACAACCACAUCUUCACCCAUCCUCACAGGUGCAACCCCAUCACAACCUCCAGAGAAGACAACCACAAGUAAGUCAAUGAGAAACGAGAUGUGGGAUGAACAAGUGGGAAUGGGGUCUGGAGGCCCAGAGAAUAAGGUUAGCCUUCUUUUCUCUCAAGGCCCACCUCCUCGGACUUACCACACAACCACAUCUUCACCCAUCCUCCCAGGUGCAACCCUAUCACAAUCUCCAGAGAAGACAACCACAAGUAAGUCAACAAGGAACAAGAUGUGGGAUGUACAAAUGGGAAGGGGGUCUGGAGGCCCAGAGAAUAAGGUUAGCCUUCUUUCCUCUCAAGGCCCACCUCCUCGGACUUACCAUACAACCACAUCUUCGCCCAUCCUGCCAGGUGCAACCCCAUCACAACCUCCAGAGAAGGCAACCACAAGUAAGUCAAUGAGGAACGAGAUGUGGGAUGUACAAAUGGGAAGGGGGUCUGGAGGCCCAGAGAGUAACGUUAGCCUUCUUUCCUCUCAAGGCCCACCCCCUCGGACUUACCACACAACCACAACCUCUCCCAUCCUCCCAGAUGCAACCCCUUCACUGCCUCCAGAGGAGACAUCCACAGCAACAGCUGGCCUUCCAUCCACAGGUCGUGCCACCUGCAUUGCCUCUGGAGACCCCCAUUACACCACGUUUGACAACCAGGUCCACCAUUUCAUGGGCAACUGCACCUACACCUUGUCCCGGGUCUGUGCCAAUGACAGCAGUGUGCCCGAUGCCUUCCACAUCUCCACCACCAAUGAGAAUCGUGGCUCCAACAUGGAUGUCUCCUACAUCAACUCGGUGCACGUGGAGGUCCACGGCGUGCGGGUUUCCCUGCUCAAGAACCGGAACGUGAACGUCAAUGGCCAGAGGCGCAACCUGCCCAUCUUCAUCGAUAACAACAAGGUUGUGGUGCAGAGCAGUGGCAGCUACAUCUUCCUGGAGACAGACUUUGGGAUGGGGGUCAGGUUUGACGGGAACCAUUUCGUAGAGGUCUCCAUCCCACCGGCUUACAAGGGACGGCUCUGCGGCAUGUGCGGUAAUUACAACGGUGACCCAAGUGACGACAACCUUAAGCCUGAUGGACAACCUGCAGGCAGUUCCACCAGCCUUGGAGACAGCUGGCUGGUCCCGGAGAACCUCACAGAGUGUUCCAGCCCUGAACCACUUUGCAAGCCAGACUUGGAGGAAGAAAUCCGGAGGGAUUCUGCCUGUACCAUGAUCACAGACCCAGCAGGAAUCUUCAAGGACUGCCAUCCCGUGGUGAAUCCAACCAAUUUCUUUGAGAACUGUGUCCUGGACUCCUGCUUCACCAGCGGGCAGCAGACGGCCAUUUGCAACGGUCUGCAGGCGUACGCGGAGGCCUGUUCCAAUGCAGGGCUGUGCCUGGAGUGGAGGAACGACACCUUCUGCCCCAUCUCCUGCCCUUCGGGGAGCCACUUCCAAAGCUGUGGGGAGCGCUGUGUCGCUAGUUGCGUGACUCCUGCUUUGCGCAGCGCAUGCAGCCGUCUGCCCGUCGAGGGAUGCUUCUGCGACGAAGGCUUCCUCCUGAGCGGAGACCGAUGCGUCCCCGAGAGCAGCUGCGGGUGCAUCAAUGACCAGGGCCAGUACUUCCAGCUUUGGGAGAGUUGGUUCCCGGAGGAGACCUGCAGCGAGCGCUGCACCUGUGAACAUGGCGGCUCCAUUGCAUGCACACCUUGGGAAUGUGGUGUCCUGGAGAAAUGUGGUGUUCAGGAUGGAGUGCUUGGCUGCCACACCAGAAGCCGGGCGUCAUGCCACGUGGCCGGAGACCCGCACUAUUACACCUUCGACAAGGUGAUGCACACCUUCCUGGGCAGCUGCACCUACACCCUGGCCACCCUCUGCGCCAACAACAGCAGCGCCACCCCCUUCGCCGUCAGCGGGAGGAACGAAGAGCGAGGCCAGAAGGGCGCCACCUACCUGCGGGAGGUCUACGUUGACGUCCACGGCACCCGGGUCACCCUCCAGAACAACAAGAGGAUCUUGUUUGACCGGGAGAGAGCCUACGCACCGGUGGAGAGGCGCACCAGGGGUAAGAGCAUUUCCGUAGGCAACGUGGGCAUCUACUUAGUCGUGGAGACCGACUUUGGGCUGGUGGUGAAAUACGACGGGGACCAACACCUGGAGAUCAGCCUCCCGGGCACCUACUUCUCCCAGGUUUGUGGCCUGUGUGGGAACUACAACAGCUUCCAGGGAGAUGAGCUGAUGAUGCCGGACGGAACCCAGGCCCAAAAUGUCACCCAGUUUGGGAACAGCUGGAAGGUGGACAGCGACAGCGAUGCCAGCUGUUUGCCAGAUGACCGCCAGGACCUGGACCCUCCCUGCUCUGCCCAGCUGCGUCCGUUUGUGGAGGAGCAAUGCCAUGUCCUACAGUCCAGCCUCUUUGCACCCUGCCACCGCCUGGUCCGGCCAGAGCUCUUUGUCCAGACCUGCAUCUAUGACAUGUGCAAGUACGACGGGAUGCUCUCCACCCUGUGUGCCAUCACCCAAGCCUAUGCGGAUGCCUGCAAGACCGAAGGAGUGUCCCUCAAGUGGAGAAAUAGCACCUUCUGCCCCCUUCCGUGCCCACCGAACAGCCACUACACUGACUGCGCCUCCCCCUGCCCCGCAACCUGCACCGACAUUUACGCCAAGGACCUUUGCGAGAAGCCAGCCGGGCAGUGCCUGGAAGGGUGUGCCUGCGACGAGGGGCAUGUCCUCAGUGAUGACCAAUGCGUGCCGCUCAGCGAGUGUGGGUGCCACGACAAGGACGACAACUACUACAAAGUGGGGGAGACCUGGGUGACCCGGCACUGCAGCCAGAAAUGCCGCUGCCGCCCGGGAGGCCUCCUCAAGUGCCAGAGCUUCGGGUGUGACGUCGGGGAGAUCUGCCAGCUCAAGAACAACGGGAAGUACGGCUGCAAACCAACAGGCUUUGGGAAGUGCCUGGUGACAGGGGACCCCCACUACUUCUCCUUCGACGGCCUGCAGCACCACUUCCAAGGGAAGCACACCUAUGUGGUCACCCAAAGCCGCCCGGACGCUCCUGAGCGCUUGGAGCCCUUCAGCAUCGAGGGGGAGAACAAGGCGGAAGGGACGAACAGCAAGAUCACCUUCCUCAAGGAGCUGAAGGUCUCCGUCUACAACCACACCGUGCUCCUCAGGCAGCGAAAGAAGCUGGUGGUGGACGGCGUGAAGACGGUUCCCCCGGCGCAGCCCCACGAAGGCCUCCGCAUUCUGCAGCGAGCAACAAGGAUUUUCCUGGACACAGAUUUUGGCCUUUCCGUCAGCUUUGAUGGAGCUGAGAAUGCAGACAUCAUGCUCCCCAACACCUACAAGAAGAACGUGGAGGGCCUCUGUGGGAACUUUGACGGGAAGCACAAGAACGACUUCACCACACCGGACGGCACGCUGGUCAGCAACGUGGACUCCUUCGGAGAGAGCUGGAAGGUUCCCAUCCAGAGAGGAACCGCUCGGUUCAGGCGAGACGUCCUUUCUGAGGAAGACCUGGACGGGGUCGAGCUGGACACCGGGUUCUCCCUGCUUUGCUCCCCUGAGCAGCUCAGCUGGGCCAACAGCAGCGCCAACUGCGGCGUCCUGGCCGAUCCGAGCGGACCCUUCCGAGCCUGUUUCGACCGGGUCUCUCCAAACAACUUCCUGCAGGCCUGCCUUUUUGACCUGUGCGUGGAGGACAACCGGACGGCCAGGCUGUGUCCCAUCCUGGACCAGUACACCCUGGCCUGCCAGGAGGAAGGGGUCUCUCUGCCGGACUGGAGGGAGAAAACCACCUGCGUUCUCCAGUGCCCUCCAAACAGCAAGUACAGCUCCUGCAUGUCCGCCUGCCCGGCUUCAUGUUCAGACCUCGCUGCUCCGGCGGAGUGUGAUGCCCCUUGUCUCGAAGGCUGCGAGUGCCUCCCCGGAUACGUCCUCAGCGGCUUUGAGUGUGUGCCCUUCCGGGAGUGCGGAUGCACCUUCUUGGGCAGGUAUUAUCAGGUCGGAGAGAGGUUUGUGACAGAGGACUGUGGCCAGACGUGCUUUUGCACCAACAGCUCCAGGGUCUCUUGUGCCCGAGCGGCCUGUGCCCACAGCGAACUCUGCACCGUGGUCAACUUUGUCCGUGGCUGCUACACAAACGGCCCUUGCCUCUCAAGCCCUUGUGUGAAUGACGGUGUCUGCAAUGAGGACAGCAGUCCCGAGGGCUUCCAUUGCAGAUGCUCUGAGGCCUAUCAUGGAAAUUACUGUGAGAUUGAGACAAAACCCAUAGAAAAGCAAACAGAAGACGAUUCCCGGAUGGCCGUUUACAUCACGCUCGGGGUCUCGGGCGGUGCUGUCCUUCUCACCUUGAUCACCGCCAUCGCGCUCUGCUCCUGCCUGCCCAGAAAGCGCACCAGGAACUCCAGAGGAGCCCGGUCUCUGCAUCCUUCCAGACCCUCCUCCUCCUCGGCUGCCCAGAGAGACUUCAUCCAGGUCUCCAACCUGGCCUUCGAACAGGACUAAAAUCAGUGGUUUCUGGCAAUAGUCUCUUGAAUGUGGCAGAGUCCACAAUUUCCUCUUCUCGACCCUCCUAUUCGUAAUAAACCAAAGCUAUUUUUCUGAAGACUGCCAUCAAAUCCCAUGUUCUCCAAACGAAUCUUUCCAACUAACUGUCAGGGGUUGGGGAGAGGGAGAUAAAUUGAUUGUCUACCA
This is a messenger RNA of Anolis carolinensis (green anole), 13140 nucleotides long. RefSeq lists its product as uncharacterized. The record is from RefSeq and is a predicted model, not a curated record. Gene Ontology annotation, cellular component: membrane. Bases 1 to 12951 code for a protein of 4316 amino acids. Gene Ontology annotation, molecular function: protein binding. NCBI's taxonomy places the organism in Eukaryota, Metazoa, Chordata, Lepidosauria, Squamata, Anolidae. The transcript is spliced from 52 exons.